AUGAACAUGAACGAGCGCAUCAUCAACACGCAGCUGUUUGCACAGACGAUCGACGAAACGGCCACUACCACCACCUCGAUCGGGAGCAGUGUAGGCCUCAGUGUGGGCUUUGCCCCGUUCGUUGCCGCUACCAUGGCUGGGUUGGCGGGAUCCACUGGCGGCGCACCGCCUCCGAGCACGACGGUAAUGCUUCCAAUCGGUUCACCACCCGGUCGUGAUCUCAUUAGUAGCGGUCCUGGUGCCCUCUCGGCAUCGCCAUCGUCGGGCCUUACGAAACAACCGGGUCUAUCAUCGCCCCAUCAUCUACACCCGCUUCACAGCAACAAUAGCUUCGUCCUUCCGGGCCACUCUGGGACGCCCGUCGCACAGCCAUCACCUCCACCGACCACCAGCAAAGCGCACACCACCGCCAAAAGCCGCAGCCUCAGCACGGGUUCAUAUAUUACCAAGGACUCCAGUGCAAACUCGAGCGUCGAACGACUUACCAAGUCCACCAGCCAUACGGAGGUGCACGUGAGCCAUCCUACGACGUCCACCACCACCACCACCAACGAGCCAAACGCCGGUGGCAUCAUGCCCCAGAACAAAUCUCUCGAAGAGGGUCGUUCGAUGAUUCCCUCCGCGAAAGCGUCACCACCGGUGCGCAAACCGAUACUGCGCAAAUCGAAGAAAAUUGUACGCACAGACUCGGAGUUCCUGAAGGGCAACAUCUACGAGAAAGAAUCGAGCGUCUCGAGCUCCCAGUACACGCCGACACGCGAUCGCCGGCGGGAACAGUUUGCCGAGUACCGCAGCAGCAAUCCGUCGUCCGAGACGCACAAGUCCACCGACGAAAGCUCGAAGAAUAUCUCCACCGACGAGAUCGAUACCGUGUUCUCGGACACGAUGGACUUGGAGCAGAUGGAACAGGACUAUCGGAUGCACCUGCGAAACAAUCUGCAGCGGGAAUACAAGAGCGACAGUGACACGCUCGACGAGGUGGGGAAAAAGCGUGCACCGGACUAUAAUGCAUGGAAAAAUCAGAGCUACGAGAACACGUUCGAUAUGGUGUUCCCGGCAGGAUCUACGGAAGAUGCACCGGCCAAUGGCAAACCCCAAACCGGAGAACAUGGCACAGAACAACGGGUGAAGGGUAGCACCAGCAGUGCACCUCCGAUGAGUUCUUCUGCAUCGAAAGCCGAUCGUCCAACGGACCUCGAGUUGGGAUCCGCAUCCGAUGGGGCCGGAGGAGGAAAAUCGUCCGCGUCAUCCACUACCGGUGAUGGACCGUUCGGGCAUUUGUUCGAGAAGAAUAUUGGUCGGUUUAAGCGCAUGAACAAACUGCUCAAAUGCAAGCGCUUCAGUACGUCAGCGCUGUACGAGAAGAAACCUGGUCCACCCGGUCCCCCCGAGGGGAGCAAACCGACCUUUACCUCUCCGACCAAGAGCAUCCCGAACGCGACCCGUUCGCCGGUCAAAUCAAUCCACUCUCAGUCGAAGGCAUCGAUCAGCUCGUCAAAGUCGUCACUGUUCGGUAGUAAAAAGUCCUCGGGGUCUGGUUUUACCUUCAAGGGCAAGAAGUUCCUGUUCACCGGCAAAAGUUCCCCCAACAAGUCAAAAUCGAACAACGAGAUCAGCUACUAUCGGACUAAGUCGACCAAGAGCUCGAAGAAGGGCUCGCUGAAAAACAAUAGUACCGCCUGUCUGAACCUCGAAACGACCUGCACCUCACCGCUCUCAGAAGCAUUCUACAAUCCGACCGGUAGCGUGCGACUCAGUGCGAUGGAGCUGUAUGAAAAGUUCUGCUCGCAGGACUUUAGCGGCCUGUACAAGCACGAAACGGUACGCACGGACACGGACAGCCACGGGAGCGGUACCGACUCGAGCCAUAACGACUCCCAGCGUCAUCUGGGUGCGAUCCGGAAGUACCGGAGGCGUAACUUUAAGCUACUGCGGCAGAAGAGCGAACCCAAGUUUUCAUUCCGUACGGACACCCUGUACGAGGAUAGCUACGAUGGGGUGUGCUACCACGACGAGAAGGACGAGGAAGUCGAGUACGUUAACGAAGAGUACAAUCAAUUCCUGUACGAGGACGAGCAGUACUACGAGGAGGACAUCGAGCACUACAGCAUCGAAAAUAUCUACUAUCAGAGAAACGGGCUGAUGGCGCUGCCGGAUGGUACGUUCGUACAGCGGUAUCCGUACCGGAUGGAGGACGAAGAGGACGAGGAAGAGGAGGAAGAGGAGGGCGAAGAGGGAGAGGAAGAGGAAGACGAGGAGCUGGGCGAGGAAGAAGAGGAAGAGGGAGACUACCAGGGCGAGGAGGAGGAGGAAGCGGAAGAGGAGGAAAUCGAAGAGAACGAGUUCGACGAAGAGGACGAAGAUGAGCUGGAGGAGCAGGAGGCUGAGGCCGAGAGGAGAAGAUUGCAACGGCUUCAGUUGCCACCGCCGAUGGAGUUGGUGUCAUCGAUGGACUCGGACUGUGAUGAGAUCUACCUGAUGCCACAGAACGAGUCCGAAAGCAAGAAGAUGAUCAUUCAGGACUUCCUGUUCCACCACAGCAACAACGAGUUCGAUAACAGUGUCAGUGGGGAUGACUACGACAUCGCCGAAGUUGAUGAGGAGAUUGAGCAACAGCAAGAGGAACGGAAAGAGGAGCUGCUGGAUCGGAUCGGGGAAUCCGGGGAAGACUAUGAACAAGAGUUCCACCUGGAGCGGUAUGCUCUGCCGGACAAGGAGACGCUAACGAUCUAUAAGAUCUGCUCGAAGGAAAGCAUCCUGGAGUCUAUGAAAGGGUCGACCCCUGAGCGGGACGCUCUGCCGCACAGUGCCUCAAUGGAGCAGUACUUCCUGAAGUCGGACUGCGUGACGACCCUGGAACGGACGGCUUCGUUGGAUCUGCUAAGCAACUCUAGUGGGACGCUGAACAAGUCCACGCUGACGGACUAUGCCUUCGACACGGUGCGCAACAUGAACCUGGACAGUUGUAGUACAUCCCGCUUAAGUCUGUCGCUGAAGAGUGAAAUCUUCGAGGAAACGGCCAACGGUAGCUCGGGAGGUGGUGCUCCGGUGGUGGCUGAUUCCGCCACUGCAGGACCUCCGUUGGUAGCCGAAGCGAAUUCCGAUGGUCCUCGGAUUAAAAGUUGGAACAUCGAAGACUUCACACUAACGCCGGAGGAAUCCUUCUCCGACGAGCAACUUCCACUGGACGAACCAUCCGCUUCCGGCAACGGUGAUAUUGUGCGCAUUGCUGAGCUGCUUCAGGAACGAUGCGAAGAAACCCUGUUGAGCAACGAUGAGCUGGGGCAAGAUCAGCAAGGAGGUACCAACGCACAGUACACGAUUGUCGAUCUGGAUGAGGAACCGUACCUGCUCGAUCCGGCAAUAUCCGAGUUUACUUCGGAAAUAACCAAAGAGUUUGACUUACUGUUUUCGCGUGCGGAAACGGAGUCGCUCCAAGCAGCUGCCUCGUCGGCGGGUUCGGCGGCAGAUCAACCGCAGUCCAUAUCGCCACACGCUGCUCCAACGGAGGAUCCAACGCAACUCGGCAACGUCCUGAAGCUAUUGAGCGAUCUUCCGACACGCUACUCGAUGCAAAUGUUAGAGCACAUCAAUCUCGACGCCGAUGAUAUCUGCAUACCGACGAAAGAGGACGCAGGUGAGGGCAAUGGGCAAGUUCAUCCCCCUUCGUCGGUUCCAGCCCCACCACCAACAACAGGAGUCUCUUCGCAAGAUCGACAACCUUCCUCGAAUCCAUCCACAGCCCACCAGAAUCCGCCAGAAAGUGCCAAACCGCGGACACUAGAACCGAGCGGAAGCGGACGCUUCGUGAAGGUGAAACUGAAGGGAACGCGCUCGACUGGUGCCGCCAAAACCGCCUCCACCACCCCGACCGCGCUGACCGCUCCCUCGGUUAUAACGGACGUAGCCGAACCCGGCGCGAAAGGUCCGGCCAGCAGCAGUGAUUUGCUGAAGAAGGCACGCAGCCAGUCGUUAGGUAACUUGCGUAACAAAACCAAAUGUUUUCCAUUAUAG
Molecule: messenger RNA, 4014 nt
Organism: Anopheles coustani
Lineage: Eukaryota; Metazoa; Arthropoda; Insecta; Diptera; Culicidae
Exons: 2
Coding region: 1-4014 (1337 amino acids)
Source: RefSeq, a predicted model, not a curated record